AUGAAAAUUGCGAUUGCCGGCGCUGGGAAUGUUGGCACAGCCUUCGCCAGGAAGUUGUCCCAAUCGGAAGACGAGAUCGUUAUCCUCGCCUCAUCUCUAAAAUCCCACCUGAAGGACCUGAAGGUCGAGAUUCGUUUGACAGAUUACUCUGUUGAAAGCCUCAAACAACAUCUGCACGAUUGCGACGCCAUUAUCUCAACCCUCAGCGGUCCAGACGAUUUCUAUAUUUCGUCUCAUUCCAACAUUCUGGAGGCAUGCACACAGUCACCCUCUUGCAAACACUACGUUUUGUCCGAAUGGAAUAUCAACAUCGAGGAUUUCCCCGACCAGCCUAUGUUUAGUGCUACGACACAUGAGGUGGUGCGCAAAAAAAUGAGGUCGCAAACAAAUGUCAAGUGGACCAUGGUAUGCCAUGGCUGGUUUAUGGAAUAUGUCUUGCCGCAGAACAAGAAUCCACUUCGGGAAAUUGGGCGGGCGUGGGUGAUGGACCACAACUCCAAAGCUUUCGACAUCUAUGGCGAUGGCUUGCAGCAGCUCACUUUGACUUCCUUGAAUGAUGCCGCGAACGCAACCGUUGAAGUGCUCAGGCACAGCAUUCAGGCUGGGUCCGCAUUGCCAGAGUUUACGCAUGUCGGUGGGGAGGCUCUUACCUACAAUGACCUUUUCGCACUUGUGAAAAGGCGCGACCCAGAAUGGAAGUCUAGGCCUGUAACUAUCGCUGAAGUAUUGGACGCUAUUGUGAAAGGACUGGGGGCGAAUGACCCCGGCGUAGCUGUUCAUCAGAUGCGGCUCAUGGGGUUCACGAAUGCAAACCACUGUCCGGAGGACAGGGUACUAAAAUGGGGGAAGGGAGUUCUGCAAGGUUUAAGUGGUAUAACUGUUGAAGACUUUCUUAACGAGGCUAAUUCUACUUAA
Molecule: messenger RNA, 915 nt
Organism: Ilyonectria robusta
Lineage: Eukaryota; Fungi; Ascomycota; Sordariomycetes; Hypocreales; Nectriaceae
Exons: 1
Coding region: 1-915 (304 amino acids)
Source: RefSeq, a predicted model, not a curated record